Messenger RNA from Vicia faba (fava bean), 486 nucleotides. The record is from the annotation of a GenBank genome assembly. NCBI's taxonomy places the organism in Eukaryota, Viridiplantae, Streptophyta, Magnoliopsida, Fabales, Fabaceae.
AUGAUAAAAAAGGAUUGGGUGGAGUUUCCUCCACACAGUCAAGGUUACAAGGAUGGUGUCAAUUACUUUUUAGAUAUUGCAUUCACCAAAGGAAUGGUUGAAGAAGAAGAAAUUUUGUGUCCUUGUGUUGUAUGUUGCAAUGAUAGUUGGAAAGUAAAAGAUGUAGCAUAUGACCAUUUGUGUAGCAAAGAAUUUGUAAAGGGAUACACUAAAUGGAUUUAUCACGGUAUUAAUGAAGAUUUUGAAAAGGACGAUAUAAAUGAUGAAAUUCAAGAGGACGGCGUAGAUGCUGGAUUUCAAGAGGAUGUUAUAGGUGAUGAAUUUCAAGAGGACGACAUAGAUCUAUAUGAUGAAUUUGAAGAGGACGGUGUAGAUGGUGAAUUUCAAAAGGAUGACAUAGAUGAAGAAUAUCUGGAGGACGACAUAUGUGAUGAAUUUCAAGAGGAAGAUCUGGAUGACGUAUUCCAAGAAGACAAACUUGAAUGA